UUGAAAUCUAGGAUUUGUUGACGAAAGUUUCUCAAUUACUACAAAUUUCAUUCGCAGCAACGGAACGGAGAAGAAACCAGAUUUCUUCGCUUUUUUCUCAGUUCGUUUCUUUCUAUCUCUCUUCUACUUUGAUCGGCGUAGUUUUCUCUCUUCGUGGCUUAUCCAUGACUAUGAUGACCCAGCCUGCUUUAGAUGACGAGGAGGAGAUGCUGGUGCCUCAUUCUGAUGUUGUCGUAGAAGGUCCUCAGCCUAUGGAAGUUGCAUCACAAGCAGAUGCCAAUAAUGUGGCUGAGAAUCAGGAGGGGGAGGAGCCUCCAACUUCUAAGUUUACAUGGACGAUUGAUAACUUUACUAGGUUGAACAUUAAGAAGCAUUACUCGGAUGCUUUUAUCAUUGGGGGUUAUAAAUGGCGGAUCUUGAUUUUUCCAAAAGGGAAUAAUGUGGAGUAUCUCUCCAUGUAUCUUGAUGUUGCGGAUGCUAAUAAUCUACCAUGUGGUUGGAAUAGAUUUGCUGCUUUUUGCUUGACAGUGGUUAAUCAAGCUCAUCAUAAGUAUUCCAUAAGAAAAGAGACUCAACAUCAAUUCAACGGUAGAGAGAGUGAUUGGGGCUUCACGUCUUUUAUGCCUCUUGGCGAAUUAUAUGAUCCUUCUAGAGGAUAUCUUGUUAAUGAUACUUUGGUGAUUGAAGCUGAGGUUGCGGUUCGCCGUGUAACGGAUUAUUGGGCGUAUGACUCAAAAAAAGAGACAGGCUUUGUUGGACUCAAGAAUCAGGGGGCGACUUGUUACAUGAAUUCUCUGCUCCAAACUUUAUAUCAUAUUCCUUACUUUAGAAAGUCUGUCUACCAUAUGCCAACUACCGAGAAUGAUAAUCCUUCUGGCAGCAUUCCUUUGGCUUUGCAAAGUUUGUUCUACAAGCUUCAAUAUAAUGAUACAAGUGUCUCGACAAAAGAAUUGACCAAGUCUUUCGGAUGGGACACAUAUGAUUCCUUCAUGCAACAUGAUGUACAGGAACUCAACAGAGUUCUGUGUGAGAAGCUUGAAGACAAGAUGAAGGGAACUGUUGUGGAGGGAAUGAUACAACAAUUAUUUGAAGGGCAUCAUAUGAACUAUAUUGAAUGUGUUAAUGUUAACUAUAAAUCUACUAGGAAGGAAUCAUUUUAUGAUCUUCAAUUAGAUGUCAAAGGCUGUCGAGAUGUGUAUGAUUCUUUUGACAAGUAUGUGGAAGUUGAGCGUCUUGAAGGAGAUAAUAAGUACCAUGCUGAGGAUCAUGGUUUACAGGAUGCCAAGAAAGGUGUUCUAUUCCUUGACUUCCCUCCCGUGCUUCAACUUCAACUCAAAAGGUUUGAAUAUGACUUUAUGCGAGACACUAUGGUAAAGAUCAAUGAUCGUUAUGAGUUUCCUCUUCAGCUUGAUCUUGAUAGAGAAAAUGGUAAAUAUCUUGCGCCUGGGGCAGAUAGGAGUGUUCGAAACCUAUAUACACUUCACAGUGUUUUGGUACAUAGUGGUGGAGUUCAUGGGGGACACUAUUAUGCGUUUAUUAGGCCAACCCUUUCUGACCAGUGGUUCAAAUUUGAUGAUGAACGCGUAACUAAAGAGGAUAUGAAAAAGGCGUUAGAAGAGCAGUAUGGUGGUGAAGAAGAGUUGCCACAGACAAAUCCUGCCUUUAAUAAUGCCCCUUUCAAGUUUACAAAAUAUUCAAAUGCCUAUAUGCUUGUGUAUGUACGCGAAAGUGACAAGGACAAAGUAGUUUGUGAUGUGGAUGAGAAAGAUAUUGCAGAACAUCUUAGGAUACGACUGAAGAAGGAACAGGAAUUGAAGGAAGACAAAAGGAAGUACAAAGCUCAAGCACAUCUUUAUACUAUCAUAAAGGUUGCACGAGAUAAUGAUCUUGCAGUACAGAUUGGAAGAGAUAUUUAUUUUGAUCUUGUGGAUCAUGAUAAAGUGCGUAGUUUCCGUGUUCAGAAGCAGAUGCUGUUCAAUGCAUUUAAGGAGGAUGUUGCUAAAGAAUUUGGUAUACCAGUUCAAUUCCAACGAUAUUGGAUAUGGGCAAAGCGCCAGAAUCAUACUUAUCGUCCUAAUCGGCCUUUAUCACCCAAUGAAGAACUUCAAGCGGUAGGACAAUUGAGGGAGGCAUCAAAUAAGGCACACAAUGCUGAACUUAGGUUAUUUCUGGAAGUAGAAAUGGGGAUGGAUCUUCACCCAAUCGCUCCUCCGGAUAAAACAAGAGAGGAAAUUUUGCUCUUUUUUAAGCUUUAUGAUCCUGCAAAGGAAGAACUUCGAUAUGUUGGUAGAAUGUUUGUUAAGGGUUCUGGAAAACCAGCUGAAAUUUUGACUAAACUCAAUGUGAUGGCUGGUUUUGCUCUUGAUGAGGAGAUUGAACUUUUUGAGGAGAUUAAGUUUGAACCAAUUGUCAUGUGUGAGCACCUUGAUAAGCUAACAACAUUUAGGGCAAGCCAGUUAGAAGAUGGUGACAUCAUCUGCUUCCAGAAAAUUCCUCCUGUUAAUGGUGCAGAUAAAUGCCGUUAUCCUGAUGUACCGUCGUUCUUAGAGUAUGUGCACAAUCGUCAGGUUGUCCAUUUUCGUUCUCUGGAGAGACCUAAGGAGGAUGAUUUCUGCCUAGAGUUGUCAAAAGUAAAUACAUAUGAUGACGUUGUUGAAAGAGUUGCUCAGCAACUUGGUCUGGAUGAUCCUUCAAAGAUUAGGCUGACAUCUCAUAAUAGCUACUCUCAGCAACCCAGACCCCAGCCUAUUAAAUACAGAGGAGUAGAUCAUUUGGCUGACAUGCUGAUUAGUCACAAUCAGGCCUCUGAUGUCUUGCAUUAUGAAGUUCUUGACAUUCCUUUACCGGAGUUGCAAGGACUGAAAAAUCUUAAAGUAACUUUUCAUGAUGCAACAAAGGAUGAGGUUGUCAUUCACAAUGUUAGAUUGCCGAAGCAAAGUACCGUUGGAGAUGUACUUGAUGAGCUGAAGACAAAGGUGGAACUUUCACAUCCUGACGCAGAGCUGAGAUUACUUGAAGUUUUUCACCAUAAAAUCUACAAGAUAUUUCCAACUAAUGAAAAUAUUGAAAGUAUAAAUGACCAGUACUGGACAGUGCGUGCAGAGGAGAUUCCUGAAGAAGAAAAGAACUUGCAAACCAAUGAUCGUUUGAUUCAUGUCUACCAUUUUACCAAGGACACUGCACAGAAUCAGAUGCAACCGCAGAACUUUGGGGAACCCUUUUUAUUAGUUAUUCAUGAAGGGGAGACACUAGCUGAAAUUAAAAUGAGAUUACAAAAAAAGUUGCGUGUUCCUGAUGAAGAAUUUUCCAAGUGGAAGUUUGCAUUUUGGUCACUAAACCGGCCAGAGUAUCUGCAGGACACAGACAUUGUAUCCAGUCGUUUUCAGAGGAGAGAUGUUUAUGGUGCCUGGGAGCAGUACCUGGGUUUGGAGCAUACUGAUACCUCUCCGAAAAGGGCUUACAUAGCCAAUCAGAACCGUCAUGCAUAUGAGAAGCCAGUAAAAAUUUACAACUGAUGUACUGAGCUAGCCUUCAAACUCGCAACUUCAUAAAAUGUCUUUCACCAUGAAAUAUGAAUCUGCAAGCAGGAUAGGCUUACGCAUCUGGCCCUACUCUGAAGACAUGCAUUCAGCGGGUUUUUAUGUGGUUGAUAUUUGCUUCAAGCAGGGAAGGAAUGUGGGUAGACUGUUCCAUUGGUGCAUAAGAGCUUGUUUGAGCUUUUGUGAUUAUUCUCAAUCUUCUGGAUGAAGACAGUAGUUUCUCCUAAAGGCCGCAAUUUUUACCAUAUUGAGUCCUAUGUAAGUUAGAAGUACAUAAGAUUUUUGGACAAAGCUUGUAAAGUGAUCAAUGAUUUUAGGAUAUUGUUCUCUCUUUUUUUGGUUUUUCUUUUUUACCUCACACCUCUUGGGUUAGUGCCAUAAGCUAAUGGGUGGUUGGUUGAAUUCAAGGGCUGAUGAGGCCUUUUUCUCAGGGAUCAUGUAAAGAGAACAGUAAUUGCCAAAUGUAGUUUAAAUUGAUUACAUAUGCAAAUGCAAUGAAGUGCAGUGUUUCUUCUA
Molecule: messenger RNA, 4055 nt
Organism: Amaranthus tricolor (Joseph's coat)
Lineage: Eukaryota; Viridiplantae; Streptophyta; Magnoliopsida; Caryophyllales; Amaranthaceae
Product: ubiquitin C-terminal hydrolase 12-like
Exons: 32
Coding region: 165-3515 (1116 amino acids)
Biological process (GO): regulation of protein stability; protein deubiquitination
Cellular component (GO): nucleus; cytosol
Molecular function (GO): cysteine-type deubiquitinase activity; cysteine-type endopeptidase activity; protein binding
Source: RefSeq, a predicted model, not a curated record